AUGCCGAGGUCGAACAAGCCGCCGCCGGGGGCGGCGGCGCCGGAACCUUUGCCGCCGAUAGCGGUGCCGGUGGCGAUGCCUGGGCAGCACGGUAACGGAGUGGACCUGAACCGGGACUUGGACUUCGAGGCCUUCAGCCUGCUUUCGAGGUCUCUUCCCACUGUCGGACCGGUUCUGGAACCUGAGCCGAGCGACUUGGCCAUGCUCAGACCUGUCCCAUAUCGGUCCCGCAGUGUCGUUCAUCGUGGCCGCAACGAUGGCCCUCUUGACGAGGAUCAGGAAUGUGGGCGAGAGGCCGUGACGGACGAUGAUGGCGCUGCCGACGCUGCUCCUACGGAGACCUCCCCCCUUCUACGGCCUCGAGCUGGCUCUGCGGACUCGACCGCGGGGAGCGAGCCGCCAGUGCCGCCUCCAUUUCUCAAUGACACUUCCCCCAGUCGCUUCUGGUUCAUAUUUUCCCAGCUCCUACUCACCCAGUUCAUCGGUUGCUUCGACGGCACCGUCAUGGCCAGCUCGCACCCCGUCAUCACCUCGUACUUUCAAUCCGCCAACUCUGCCUCGUGGCUCUCCACUUCCUUCCUCCUUACCUCGACUGCCUUCCAGCCGCUGCUGGGAAGGCUGUCCGACGCCAUCGGCAGGAAGCCCCUGUUUCUCGGCACCUUGGUCGUCUUUGCUCUCGCCACCACCUGGUGUGCUCUCGCCCAGACCAUCGAGAGCUUCAUCGCUGCGCGUGCCUUUUGCGGUCUAGGCGCCGGCGGGUCCAUGACGCUCGGGAGCAUCAUAACGAGCGAUCUCGUGCCCAUCGAACGUCGAGGAGUCUACCAAUCGUACAUCAACGUCAUCUUUGGCCUUGGGUCCGCCAUGGGUGCCGCCCUAGGGGGUGCCGUGGCCGAGGCGCUGGGCUGGCGGUGGGAGUUUGGUGUCCAGGUCCCUGCCCUGCUGUUGUGCAUCGCCAUCUCGGCUAUCGCCAUCCCUAGCGAGCUAGGUAUUGCCGACGAGAGGAAGAGCGUAUGGCAGGCGCUCCAGGAGUUUGAUGCCAAAGGCUCGCUGCUUUUGACUACCUCCGUCUCCUUUCUCAUCUUGGGGCUGAAUCUCGGCGGCAACGUCCUCCCCUGUAAGCAGACUCCGCCUCUCCGUCUCGCGUGCCUCGAACAGAAAUUACCGUCGAGAAUUGCUGACAAGCCCAGGGUCUCACCCCUUUGUCAUCGCCUCACUCGUCAUCUUCACCAUCUGUUUCCCGACCUUUCUCCUCGUCGAGACGCGUGUGCCCAAACCCAUCAUGCCGCUGCACCUGAUUCGACACGCGCCUCGCAGAAACCUCAUCUUCUCCAAUUUCAUCGGUGCCCUGCUGUCCAACUCUAUUUUCUUCAACAUCCCAAACGCCCUCUGUAUUUCCAGGCAGUCCUCCUAACCUCAGCAACCUCGUCCGGUCUUCGUCUCGCCCUCCCCUCCGUCGUCGCAUCCCUAGCCGGUACCAGCACCGGCUUCGCCAUCACCUGGACCCGCCGUCUCAAGUGGCCCCUCCUCACGGGAACCCUCGCCUACCUUGUCGGAACCAUCUGUCUGUGCCUCCUCCGUCGCGACCUCUCUCCGGCCAUGUACUUCCUCGUCCUCGUGCCUUCGUCCCUCGGCCAGGGCUUUCAGUUUCCCGGCACCUUCAUGGCCAUCCUGGCCUGCUCCGCUCAGAGCGAGCAAGCCGUCGUGACGAGCACCCUCAUCCUCUGGCGUAGCCUUGGCAUGGUCCUCGGCGUCGCCUCAAGCAGUCUCGUUGUCCAGAACGCUCUGGUGCACUACCUGCACCUAUUCGUCCGCGGCCGUGAUAGCGAGGCCGUCAUCGAACGCGUAAGGGCCUCCGUCGAAGCCAUUGCCAAGCUCGACGAACCGUAUCGGGAGCAAGUCGUGCGCAGCUACGAGGCGGCCCUACGGCUGACGUUUGCAUGCUGCAUCGCCUUUGCUGCCCUUUCCGUCCUGCUCAUCAUCCCCGUCAAGCUACCCCGUCUCGCAUUGAGGAAGCGCUGA
Messenger RNA from Drechmeria coniospora, 2019 nucleotides. Its product is annotated as multidrug resistance protein fnx1. NCBI's taxonomy places the organism in Eukaryota, Fungi, Ascomycota, Sordariomycetes, Hypocreales, Ophiocordycipitaceae. Bases 1 to 2019 code for a protein of 672 amino acids. The record is from RefSeq and is a predicted model, not a curated record. Gene Ontology annotation, biological process: transmembrane transport; basic amino acid transport. Gene Ontology annotation, molecular function: basic amino acid transmembrane transporter activity. Gene Ontology annotation, cellular component: fungal-type vacuole membrane. The transcript has 4 exons.